AAAUUCUUAUUGCUUCUCGAUAUGGUUCACCGAGGCACAGGAUGGAAACUACACAGUUGUUUGGAUGGCCAAUCGAAAUCAACCUGUCAAUGGAAAACAUUCUGGCCUCUCUCUGCAGGAUUCAGGGAAUCUGUUAUUGACAGAUGCAGGGCAGUUCAGUGUUUGGACAAGUAAUACAAAAUCAAACUCUUCUGUCCAAUUGAAACUUCAAGACAAUGGCAAUCUUGUUCUCAGCACUUCUGAUGGUGAAUUCCUUUGGCAAAGUUUUGACUUCCCAACCAAUACACUUCUUCCCGGGCAGUUGUUUACUAGUGAGACAAUUCUUGUAUCUUCCAGAAGCACAACCAAUUAUUCUUCUGGUUUUUACAAGUUGUACUUUGAUAGUGAUAGUGUCCUACAUCUUCGGUAUGAGGGUCCUGAAAUAACUACUGUAUAUUGGCCUGAUCCAUGGUUAAAUAUUUGGGAUGCUGGGAGAUCAUCUUUUAAUGGUAGUAAGAUUGCUGUGUUAGAUGAAUCUGGCUAUUUUCAGUCAUCUGAUCUGCUGCAAUUUUAUACAUCUGAUCAUGGCAUUGGACCAUUGAGAAGAUUGGUUCUUGACGUCGAUGGCAGCCUUCGGGUCCACAGUCUAGAUAAAGCUAAUGGAAGUUGGCGAGUUACAUGGGUACACAAUUCUGAACCGUGCAAGAUCCAUGGUAUUUGUGGCACCAACAGUUUAUGUAUCUAUGAUCCUGAGGCCGGAAGAAAAUGCACCUGUAUUCCAGGAUACAGGAUGAUAAAUCAGACGGAUUGGUCUUAUGGAUGUGAGCCUGAUUUCCAAGUCUCUUGCACUAAUGAAAGUGCUUCAGGUUUUAUUCAACUCCUCCAUGUCGAAUAUUAUGGAUAUGAUAUUGGCUACUUUCCUAAUUCCUCCUUGGAGAGUUGUAAAAGUUUAUGCCUGAAUUACUGUGAAUGCAAAGGGUUUCAGUACAAAUUUGAUCUAACAAUGGGCUACUAUAGUUGUUACCUAAAGACUAUUUUGUUCAAUGGGUAUCGUUCACAGAAUUAUCAGGAUCCUAUUUACAUAAGAUUGCCUGCGCUUAAUGGGAAACAUAGGCUUUUGGUGUAUGAAUACAUGGAGCAUGGUUCACUAGCGAAAAAUCUUUAUUCAGAUAAACUUGAUUGGAAAAAGAAGUAUGAAAUUGCUCUUGGUACAGCAAAGGGACUUGCUUACUUGCAUGAAGAGUGCUUAGAAUGGGUUUUGCAUUGUGAUGUGAAACCCCAGAACAUCCUUUUGAACUCUGAUUAUCAGCCAAAGGUAGCAGAUUUUGGGCUCUCUAAAUUAUUGAAUAGAAGUGCCAUUGACAAUUCAAUGUUCUCCAAGAUUAGAGGAACUAGAGGAUACAUGGCACCUGAGUGGGUGUUUAAUCUCCCCAUCACCUCAAAAGUUGACGUUUAUAGCUAUGGAAUUGUUGUGCUGGAAAUGAUAACAGGACGGAGAUCCACUGGGAACCAUGCCAAUGAUGAGAGCAUUGUGGUGGAGCCAAGAAGGCUGGUCACUUGGGUAAAGGAAAACAUUAAGGGAACUGCUGAAAGAGCAUCUGAGAUCAAGGAUAUUGUAGACCCUACUAUAAAGGGUGACUUUGAUAUGGGAAGGAUGGGAAUUCUGAUUGACGUAGCUCUCAAGUGUGCAGAGGAGGACAAAGAUGCUAGGCCUACUAUGAGACAGGCAGUUGACAUGCUUCUUCAUCAAGACUGCAAUGAGUAGCAAGGCAAGCAUCAAAA
Messenger RNA from Coffea eugenioides, 1761 nucleotides. RefSeq names its product putative receptor protein kinase ZmPK1. Gene Ontology annotation, biological process: protein phosphorylation; recognition of pollen. The record is from RefSeq and is a predicted model, not a curated record. Gene Ontology annotation, molecular function: ATP binding; protein kinase activity. The transcript is spliced from 2 exons. Bases 65 to 1744 code for a protein of 559 amino acids. Lineage: Eukaryota; Viridiplantae; Streptophyta; Magnoliopsida; Gentianales; Rubiaceae.